This is a messenger RNA of Gaeumannomyces tritici R3-111a-1, 866 nucleotides long. RefSeq lists its product as hypothetical. Bases 144 to 809 code for a protein of 221 amino acids. NCBI's taxonomy places the organism in Eukaryota, Fungi, Ascomycota, Sordariomycetes, Magnaporthales, Magnaporthaceae. The transcript has a single exon. The record is from RefSeq and is a predicted model, not a curated record.
AUGCUCGAACGGGCGCGGCUGCAAGGCGCGACUGAUCCGCGAGAUAAGGUUUUCGGCCUGCGGGUCUCAGCAACGCCGUACACGGCAUCCGCCCAGACUACAGCCUAACCAAGCACCAGCUCUACACGUCUACGGCGCGUAAAAUGAUGCGGCGGACUUUGACGUACCUCACCGCGGUCGAAUCGCUGGAUCGCGAUGUGGGAUGCCACCACCUGCCUUCCUGGGUGGCUGAUCUCACCACCAACCAGCAGCAUCACAUAGCCGCCAUGCGCUACCAGUCCGGCACUUUUUGCGCCCACGAGGGUUUCCCAGCUCUCGAGGAGGGGCGGGGAGAGCCGCGUUGGCAGCAGGACGACUCGGAUCCCGUGCUUGUAAUUAGGGGCCGGCGCGUCGGGCACAUUACCGAAGUUAAGAAUGUUCCCCUCAACAACGACACGUGGGUGGGGGGCUACAAAGAGGGAACAAUUCGCCUGUUCGGAUACGAAGCUGCUGGGGUGCGACACAACAUCGGCGACGGCGGAAGCGGGCCUAUCACUAUUAGGGGCGAGAGCUGGCAACCUUGCAAAGCGAAUGUUGGAGACAUGAUUAUUGUUUCGCCAGGUUCUUACUUUCCUCUAGUGCUUAGGCGUGUGGAUGACAAAGUGCUCCUUGUAGGGGCAUGUAAGCAAAUCGACUCGGAGCUCCAAACCGUUGAGCAGUUUUGGAAGUCGGAAAAGGUUCAAAUCGACCCCGGCUAUUCGCCGAUAAUGUUUGGCAGCGCUUGUUUAGGGAUGAAGUCUUUCGACGUGGAAUUCUUUCACAUUUAUUAAUUUGACGACACGUUUUUUGUUAUCAAAAAAAAAAGAAGAAGAAAAAAGUGGGGAAGG